GAAUGCCAUCACGAUUGAUCAUCCUUUCAUAUCUCUGGGGCUAAUUUUGAAGGAUCAGAAGUUUCAACCAUUUCUGAAUGUCAACAUGGUCGGGACUGCUUCUAAAUUAGUCUCUAGCGGCGAGUUGUAUCGUCAGUAUGCGGCUGCAGUUCAAAGCGAAAGAGAAUCGAGAUAUAAGGAAAGACUAUUAGCAGGAGGCGUCGGUGGUAUCGUUGUUAGUUUAUUUAUGACUCCUUUCGACGUCGUGAAGAUUCGUCUGCAAGCCCAGCAGAAGCCGUUCAGUCCUGGCGAUCAGUUUUUUCUACGAGAUGGAAUCUUGGAGCACUUAUGCACGUGUUCAAAUGGCAACCAUGUCUCAUAUAACGAGAAUUGUGAAGUGAAUGUACGCAGGAUAGCGUGGUACAAACGACCCAGUCAUUUUAACGGAACAAUCGACGCCUUCCGCAAGAUCGCUAAGAACGAGGGAAUCUCUUCUUUAUGGAGUGGACUGUACCCUUCUAUAUUACUCUCACUGCCCACAGUUACUCUGUACUAUUCAUCAUACGAAUACAUUCGGGACACACUCGGCUACCAGAAGAGACCCGACCUUUUUGUUAUUCCACUAAUCGCCAGUUCUGGCGCGAGAACCAUAGUCUCAACCGCUUUUUGCCCUAUGGAGGUUCUGAGAACGAAAAUGCAAAGCGAAAAAAUGCCUCCUUCGAAGAUUUUUGCUGCUGUUAGAACUCAAGUUACAACUGCAGGCUUUUCUUCUCUCUUUUUGGGCUUAAAGCCAAGCUUGAUUCGUGAUGUUCCGUUUUCAAUGAUUUAUUGGACGCUUUUGGAGCGAUAUAGGAAGAUCCUAUCUAAGCGCUGGAAUAAACCACAAUCGUCUUUCUUAAUCAAUUUUAUUGUGGGAUCUUUCAGCGGAGGUGUCGCAGGAACAGUCACACUACCCUUCGACGUACUUAAGACUCAGGCUCAGAUCGAGCUGGGAUCAGCUAAAUAUGCAAAUACGAAGUCAAUUUCAAUAGUUGAGAGAUUGGCAGCGAUUUGGUUGAAAAACGGAACUAAAGGACUCUUUGCCGGUUUUAUUCCAAGACUGUGUAGAGUCAUGCCAGCAUGCGGUAUAAUGUUGUCAACCUAUGAAGUUAUAAAGCGAGUUUUGUUGGUUGUUAACUAGGAAAAUUUCUAUAUCUUAAAGAGAUGUCAAUGUUGAAUUCUUGAAUUAAUUUGAAGUUUGUAAGUUGGACCGUAAAUUGAAACAGAUCUUUAUUCUA
Symsagittifera roscoffensis is the source of this 1256-nucleotide messenger RNA. Its product is annotated as probable mitochondrial glutathione transporter SLC25A40. The transcript has 2 exons. Gene Ontology annotation, biological process: mitochondrial transmembrane transport. Gene Ontology annotation, cellular component: mitochondrion. The record is from RefSeq and is a predicted model, not a curated record. Bases 86 to 1159 code for a protein of 357 amino acids. Lineage: Eukaryota; Metazoa; Xenacoelomorpha; Acoela; Convolutidae.